This is a messenger RNA of Raphanus sativus (radish), 1839 nucleotides long. Its product is annotated as calcium-dependent lipid-binding protein. The transcript is spliced from 11 exons. Bases 154 to 1680 code for a protein of 508 amino acids. Gene Ontology annotation, cellular component: endoplasmic reticulum. The record is from RefSeq and is a predicted model, not a curated record. Lineage: Eukaryota; Viridiplantae; Streptophyta; Magnoliopsida; Brassicales; Brassicaceae. Gene Ontology annotation, molecular function: lipid binding.
AGCGUUUUUCCUUUCUCUGGCCUCGCAUUAUCACAGUCCCUCUCUCUCUCUCUGGCCUACCAAAAGAUAAUAAUACUACUUGAAUGCGCUCUUGACUCUUCCCCGUGAAGAUAGAAACUACCUGCCGACGCUUCAGUCUUUGUGUGACCGAAGAUGGGGUUGAUAUCAGGGAUUCUGUUCGGGAUUGUCUUCGGCGUUGCUAUAAUGGCUGGCUGGGCUCGUAUGAUGACUCACCGCUCCUCCAAGCGAGUCGCCAAGGCAGUUGAUAUGAAACUUCUAGGCUCUCUUAGCAGAGAAGAUUUGAUCAAAAUUUGUGGUGACAACUUUCCUCAGUGGAUAUCUUUUCCUGCCUUUGAACAGGUCAAAUGGCUCAAUAAACUACUAGGCAAGAUGUGGCCAUUUAUUGCAGAGGCAGCAACUAUGGUAAUCAGGGAUUCUGUUGAACCGCUACUUGAAGAUUACAGACCACCGGGAAUUACUUCCCUGAAGUUCAGCAAAUUGACUCUGGGUAACGUAGCACCAAAAAUUGAAGGUAUUCGUGUUCAAAGUUUCAAGGAAGGUCAAGUCACAAUGGACGUUGAUCUUCGGUGGGGUGGUGAUCCAAAUAUCGUUUUAGCUGUUACAGCACUCGUUGCUUCUAUACCCAUUCAGAUGAAGGAUCUUCAAGUUUUCACAGUUGCACGUGUUAUCUUUCAACUUGCGGAUGAGAUUCCUUGUAUAUCUGCUGUUGUUGUAGCUCUACUUGCCGAGCCAAAACCAAGAAUCGAUUACACUCUGAAGGCCGUGGGUGGAAGCUUGACGGCAAUUCCUGGACUAUCUGAUAUGAUCGAUGACACGGUUGAAACUAUUGUCCAAGACAUGCUUCAGUGGCCUCAUAGAAUAGUUGUUCCCAUUGGUGGUAUUCCUGUUGAUCUCAGUGAUUUAGAACUUAAGCCACAGGGAAAGCUUAUAGUAACAGUUAUGAAAGCAACUAACUUGAAGAAUAAGGAACUGAUUGGAAAAUCAGACCCUUAUGCUACCAUCCACAUUCGUCCUGUGUUCAAGUAUAAAACAAAGGCAAUCGAGAACAACCUGAAUCCUGUUUGGGACCAAACAUUUGAAUUGAUUGCAGAGGACAAAGAAACCCAGUCGCUCACUAUUGAGGUAUUUGAUAAGGACGUAGGCCAAGACGAGCGUCUAGGACUUGUGAAACUUCCUUUAAGCAGUUUGGAAGUCGGGGUAACAAAGGAAAUGGAGCUGAAUCUGUUGUCUUCACUUGAUACUCUGAAAGUAAAAGAUAAGAAAGAUAGAGGAAGUAUAACCCUAAAGGUACAUUACCAGGAGUUCAACAAAGAGGAGCAAAUGGCUGCGUUAGAAGAAGAGAAGAAAAUCAUGGAAGAGAGGAAGAGAUUGAAGGAAGCAGGAGUGAUAGGUAGCACAAUGGAUGCAGUAGGGAUGGUGGGAAGUGGGCUCGGUGCUGGUGUAGGAAUGGUUGGGUCUGGCAUUGGUGCAGGAGUCGGUUUGGUCGGAACUGGGGUGACCUCGGGUGUUGGGAUGGUUGGUAGCGGUUUUGGAGCCAUGGGUAGUGGAUUGAGCAAAGCAGGGAGGUUUAUGGGUAGAACUAUUACAGGUCAGUCCAGUAAGCGUAGUGGCUCCUCCACACCUGUGAAUAGCGAGACCGAUAAUUCGAAACAACAGUAAGUAAACUUUCGGACUUUAAGCAAAGAUUUGUGAGUGCAAUAUUCUCUGAGCCUAGUCAUACGAUGUGACUUUGUGUUCUUUAUUACUUGUUUACUUGUUUCUAUAUUUUGAAUUCACUCUUUCAAUUCUCUUAAUCGGAAAAAGUGUUCAAGACCCACA